Seriola dumerili (greater amberjack) is the source of this 1508-nucleotide messenger RNA. Its product is annotated as early growth response protein 2b-like. The transcript has 2 exons. The record is from RefSeq and is a predicted model, not a curated record. NCBI's taxonomy places the organism in Eukaryota, Metazoa, Chordata, Actinopteri, Carangiformes, Carangidae. The coding region runs from base 1 to 1491 and encodes 496 amino acids. Gene Ontology annotation, biological process: regulation of transcription by RNA polymerase II. Gene Ontology annotation, molecular function: DNA-binding transcription factor activity, RNA polymerase II-specific; RNA polymerase II cis-regulatory region sequence-specific DNA binding.
AUGUUGAACAAUAUGGAUUUGAAUGCGAAAGAUUCUUUUUACCCCCAGUUUGACAAUUGCAACAGUUCUUCCCUGGGAAUGGAAAACAGCGUGCGGAAAGAUAACCAGGAGGUGUAUGUCGAUGCAGAGCGGGGGGUACCUGCCCAGUUUGGCCACGAAGGAACCCCUGCAACCCUCAAAACCGAAGCUUCCAACUCGGAAUUUGCUUUUAACCCCUGCGAGUGCCCAAAAGACACCUACACCCCCUCCUCGCUCGCCUACUCCGGCAGUUUCUAUGUUGAGGCAUCUCAGGGAGCGCCGUGCAGCACUGAAACACUCCUCAAUAUGAUCACUGAGAUCGUGGGUAUAUCUACUCUGCCACUUUCAGAAGUGCAACAGAGCGGCAACAGUCGGGGAACUUAUCCAUCGCCUGCGCCAAUGGACAGCAGCAGCAAUGGCAAUUUUGGAGACCCCGGCCCCAAGAGGCAAUCCUACACCUGCUCCGGACCUACUCCUCCUGUAUACUCUCCGGACCAGACAUGUCCGAGGUAUGCUGAUGAUCAGGCCGGCAGCCAGGCCCAAGACCCGUCCACUUCCCAGCUAAGCUUCGGCUCCUCCCGAGCUCCAAACCAGAAGAAGGCUGAACCAAAGUCAGAGGCCGCUUCUUUCCCAGUUGUGGUCAAGAAUGAGUUUGAAAGCAGCUGCUACGAGUGGGGAACAUUUAAUAAGUCUGACUGUUUGGAGACGAGUUUCCAGACAGAAACCUUCCCGAUGUCAAGCGACUUCCCCCCCGAUCAGCAAAUGGAUGUAAAGGAACUUUUAGACACGUUCCCCCCAAUUUGUCCCAACCCAGAGAUGGAGUUUAAAGUGGAGGGAGGAAUCAAGCAGGAACCGUGUUUCUCUGACACCUGUUCUCAGAGCUACUCCAGUCCUCUAUACAAUAAUUACCUCCCACCACCGCCGAUGGGCCUCUCCUCCAACCUGAAACCCUUCCCCGAACCACCACAGCCAUCUAACCAGUGUGAUUCCUUAUACACAUCACCAGCUUUACCGAGCACCAUAGACUCCAUCCUGUACUCUUCCUUGUUGCCAGAUUCUUUUGCCCAAAGUUACACUACCCGUGCAACGAAGCCCCCCAGGGCCAGAAAGAGCCCCGCCGCCUCUCACGGCCCAGCCAAAGAGAAACCCUUCACCUGCCCCAUGGAAAGCUGCGACCGGCGCUUCUCUCGCUCGGACGAGCUCAACCGACACAUCCGCAUCCACACGGGCCACAAACCUUUCCAGUGCCGCAUCUGUUUGCGCAGUUUCAGUCGUAGCGAUCACCUCACCACCCACACCAGGACUCACACCGGGGAGAAGCCGUUCUCCUGCGACGUGUGCGGCAAACGGUUUGCCCGGAGCGACGAGAGGAAACGGCACGGGCGCGUACACCUGAAACAGAAGGAGAAAAUGGAAAUAAAGCCACAGGUGACCGCCGGUGCAUGGCCAUUUACUCUUCCUGAGGGAAUUUGAAGACACGGCUAUGUGUC